AUGAAGCUGUAUUCCCUGUCGAUUGUAAGGCCGUUUCCAGCGGGGGUGGAGAAGGAGCCUGUCAUCUGCUCCCUGGCCGUAGAUGUCAGCUCGUUUGGCUUCUUCCAGCGCAACGCUGCCCGGGAGUUUAUAGUAUUUCUCACCCGCACGGUGGCGAAUCGGGUAACGAAGGGUGCCAAGACUCAAAUCACCGAAAACGGCAACGUUGUCUUUGCCUACGCAACGCUGGACGGACUCGUCGCAAUCGCCAUUAGUGACAUCGAGUACAACUCCCGGGUCGCCUUCACUCUACUUGCGGAACUUGCCCAGCAGUUUCAGACGACCUUUCGCGGCAAGUACGACACCGUCGAUGGCAAGGACGACAACUUCCUGAACUGGCCGUACCUCGAGGAGACGCUUCUGAAGUACCAAAAGCCGGAGGAGCAGGACAAAAUUCUUAAGAUCAAGCGGGAUAUCGAGGACACCAAGGUGGUUAUGUAUAAUGCCAUUGACCAAAUUAUUGAGCGCGGCCAGAAGAUCGAUGAGCUUGUCUCCAAGAGCGAGGAUCUUGGCAUGGCAAGCAAGACAUUUUACAAGCAAGCAAAGCAGACAAACUCGGGGUGCUGCUCGGUAAUGUGA
Trypanosoma rangeli is the source of this 618-nucleotide messenger RNA. RefSeq names its product vesicle-associated membrane protein. Lineage: Eukaryota; Euglenozoa; Kinetoplastea; Trypanosomatida; Trypanosomatidae. Gene Ontology annotation, molecular function: SNAP receptor activity. The record is from RefSeq and is a predicted model, not a curated record. The transcript has a single exon. Gene Ontology annotation, biological process: endoplasmic reticulum to Golgi vesicle-mediated transport. The coding region runs from base 1 to 618 and encodes 205 amino acids. Gene Ontology annotation, cellular component: Golgi apparatus.